Molecule: messenger RNA, 1029 nt
Organism: Arachis ipaensis
Lineage: Eukaryota; Viridiplantae; Streptophyta; Magnoliopsida; Fabales; Fabaceae
Source: RefSeq, a predicted model, not a curated record
UUUUUCUUUGUGAAAAAAUAGGGAACAACUAUGCAUGCUUCUGUAGGUGAGGAUUUGAUAUCUGUGUUCGAGUCAUUGAUAUCGGAAGGAACUGUGUAUGUUUUUACAUAUUUUGGAGUUAACAACAACUGUGGGUUGUAUCGCACAACAUCGCAUCAAUUUCGGUUAUUUUUUCAAGAUAGAACUACUGUCUUACCCUCUUUCUGUGAUGCAAUACCGUUAUAUGGUAUUAAGUUAGUUCCUUUUAGGGAAAUUAUGGGAUACUCUCCUCAUCAUCCUUUUUUGGUUGACGUUGCUGGAGUUAUGGCCGGCGUGGAGGGUGAGAGGAAAUACAUGAACGAUGGUAAACUUAUUAACAUGAUGGUCAUUCAUAUUGAGAAUGACGGUUUACGGCUUAAUAUUGUUGUUCUUGGAGAGAUGGUGGACCGGAUCAAGGAUUUUCUAGCAUCGGGCGAUCAACAACUGCCAAUAGUUAUUUUUCAAUUUGCAAGAGUAAAAAAUUUACGUACCAAUAUUGUGCAGAACAUUAUGUAUGGUACUAGACUCUUGAUAAAUCCAGAUAUUCCUGAGGCUUUGAUGCUUCGAAAAAGAGAGAUCUCGCAGUACCUGUCUGUGGUUUCUGGCAAAUCAGCAUAUCUUGAUGAAGAUGAAGUUUUAUAUUCUAUUGGGAGGAAGACAAUAAAGGAGUUACGUGCUGCUGCGGAUGUUGGAUUCUAUGUUGUUCGGGCCACUGUUCUUGAUGUUGAACCCGUUCCAAGUUGGUGGUAUAAAUCAUGUGUUUGCAGCGUGAAGGCAGAAGCUAAUGCGGAUGAAUACUUCUGCGAUGGCUGUAAUAGGGACGUGAAUAAUGUGGUUGACAGGUAUAAAUUGAAUUUGUUGGUUUUUGAUGGUACUGGUACAACGAACUUUGUUGUGUUCGAUAAAGAGGUCGCAGCACUAUUCGGAUGAACCUGUACUGAGAUGGUGAAAGAGUUGAAUGAAAAAGGGAAAGCAAGCAAAGAUCCUACUGGUUUUAAUGAGUUUUUCCUU